Nannospalax galili (Upper Galilee mountains blind mole rat) is the source of this 1719-nucleotide messenger RNA. RefSeq names its product vacuolar protein sorting 4 homolog A (gene Vps4a). The record is from RefSeq and is a predicted model, not a curated record. NCBI's taxonomy places the organism in Eukaryota, Metazoa, Chordata, Mammalia, Rodentia, Spalacidae. Gene Ontology annotation, biological process: endosomal transport; vacuole organization. Bases 196 to 1509 code for a protein of 437 amino acids. The transcript is spliced from 11 exons. Gene Ontology annotation, molecular function: ATP hydrolysis activity; ATP binding.
GCAGCUCGGUCUAGGCCGCUCUGGGCCGCUCUCCUCGCUCACCCUCCGACUCGGCUACGGCUGGGAGCCGUAGCUCUGCCCGCGCCGAGUGCCGACCACCUGGGCCGCUGCGCCGGACCCAGCACCUCGGGUCCUCCGGGCCUGACCGAGGCCGCAAGCAGCGCCGCGGGGUGUGGGGCGGACCCAGGAGAUGAAAUGACAACGUCAACCCUCCAGAAAGCCAUUGAUCUGGUGACAAAAGCCACAGAGGAGGACAAAGCCAAGAACUACGAGGAGGCGCUCCGGCUCUACCAGCAUGCUGUGGAGUAUUUCCUCCAUGCCAUCAAAUAUGAAGCACACAACGACAAGGCGAAGGAGAGCAUUCGAGCCAAGUGCAUGCAGUACCUAGACCGGGCAGAGAAGCUGAAGGAUUAUUUACGAAACAAAGAGAAGCAUGGCAAGAAGCCAGUCAAAGAGAAUCAGAGCGAAGGCAAAGGCAGUGAUAGUGACAGUGAAGGGGAUAAUCCAGAGAAAAAGAAAUUACAAGAGCAACUGAUGGGUGCUGUUGUGAUGGAGAAGCCCAACAUACGGUGGAAUGAUGUGGCUGGGCUGGAGGGGGCCAAGGAGGCCCUCAAAGAAGCUGUCAUUUUGCCAAUUAAAUUCCCACACUUAUUCACAGGCAAGCGUACCCCUUGGCGAGGCAUACUGCUCUUUGGGCCCCCUGGCACAGGGAAAUCCUAUCUGGCCAAAGCGGUAGCAACAGAAGCCAACAACUCUACCUUCUUCUCUGUGUCCUCCUCAGAUCUGAUGUCUAAGUGGUUGGGGGAGAGUGAGAAGCUAGUCAAGAACUUGUUUGAGCUGGCCAGGCAGCACAAGCCCUCCAUCAUCUUCAUUGACGAGGUGGAUUCCCUCUGCGGGUCACGGAAUGAAAAUGAGAGUGAGGCCGCCCGAAGGAUCAAAACGGAGUUCUUGGUCCAGAUGCAGGGAGUGGGGAAUAACAAUGAUGGAACUCUUGUUCUUGGUGCCACAAACAUCCCCUGGGUGUUGGAUUCGGCCAUUAGAAGGAGGUUUGAAAAGAGAAUUUACAUCCCACUGCCUGAGGAAGCUGCCCGCGCCCAGAUGUUCCGGUUGCAUCUGGGAAGCACACCUCACAACCUCACGGAUGCCAACAUCCAUGAGCUGGCCCGGAAGACAGAAGGCUACUCGGGAGCAGACAUCAGCAUCAUUGUGCGGGACUCCCUCAUGCAGCCGGUCAGGAAAGUACAAUCGGCAACACACUUCAAGAAGGUCUGCGGCCCUUCCCGCACCAACCCUAGUGUUGUGAUUGAUGAUCUCCUGACCCCGUGCUCUCCAGGAGACCCGGGGGCCAUAGAGAUGACUUGGAUGGAUGUCCCUGGUGACAAACUCUUAGAGCCUGUGGUUUGCAUGUCGGACAUGCUCCGGUCUUUGGCCACCACCCGGCCCACAGUAAAUGCAGAAGACCUCCUGAAAGUAAAGAAAUUCUCAGAGGACUUUGGACAGGAGAGUUAAAAGCCUCUUCAUGUUAAUGAAGUUGGGAGGCUGACUGGAGUAAACCCAUGGGACUGCCUACAUCAUUGGCCAGGCAGGGCCUGAAGUCUUGGUUCCUAGUUCCCCUCUGCUGCCUGGCUCCAGCUUGGAGGAAGGGCUUCCACAGCCGCAGAGACACUCGGCCACCUAGGACACAGGGAUACUGGCUCUGUGCACUUCUCUCCUGGUCCU